AUGGUGCGGGCACUACAAGAAAUCCUUGCUCGUUCUCCUCACCCUCUCCCUCGUCCACCAGUGCACUGGAGGCCGACGACCUCGCAUACAUGGCUGCAAAACCACAGUGCCUACCUCCUGAUAGAAAGCAAAGCUCAGUCUCAGUGCACUAAAAUACUAUCAGAUAGUUCAGUACCUAUAUCUUACAUAUCAGGGUCUUCUCCUUUGCACAUGGUCAAGAAGAAAAAUGGAGCAUGGUGCUUGCGUGAUGGUUGUUGGAGCCUCAAUGGCUGUACAAUUCCAGAUAGGUACCCAGUUCCGAAUGAAAUGGACUCUAACUCAAAUGUGGCGGGCCCAUGUACUUUCAGUGUUAUUGAGCGUGCAAAAUCCUUCUCGCAGAUAACAAUAGCAAGGAGGGUUAAGCACGAAACUCCCAUAACCUUGCUGUUUGGGCUCAUCAAACACAAUACGAUGCUUUUCGACCUCCACAACACAGCACAAACACCAAAGAAUUUUAUGCGUGUGGUUUUCGAUAGAUUACAGAGCUUUGGAAUCGUGAUAAAUCUGGAGAAAUUCUUUUCUGGCAAGAUUACAAGGUCUCAAAAGCUCGAAUCACACUCCUUCCAGAAAAAUGACAUCCAAGUACUUUCUCUGACACAAGCAUUUAAAGGACUGUGUGCUCAGUUAUUACAGGCUAUGAAAUUGGCACUCGCUAAUGCCACCUUACUGUUGACUGCCUGUGAUGGGAUUGUGCAUUGCUUACUGCUAUCAAUUGGGGUCCUGUGGCCACCGACCAAGAAUCGCCUUUUCCACCCAAAAUGUAUACAGGAUCCAUCAUCCAUGGUACUGCACCUAGGGCUCCUCCAUCUGCAAGGUUCAGUUAAGCCACUGCUCUCCCCUGCAUGCAAGGGUCCAUUUAAAGUACUGAGUCACUCGGACAAAACCUUUGUCUUUGACAUUCAUGGACGCAAGGAAACAGUUUCCACUGUUUAA
Messenger RNA from Schistocerca serialis cubense, 972 nucleotides. RefSeq lists its product as uncharacterized. Bases 1 to 972 code for a protein of 323 amino acids. The record is from RefSeq and is a predicted model, not a curated record. The transcript is spliced from 5 exons. NCBI's taxonomy places the organism in Eukaryota, Metazoa, Arthropoda, Insecta, Orthoptera, Acrididae.